UUCAACUUCUCCGCGGGCCCCGCGAUGUUGCCGCUGGACAUCCUCGAGGAGGCUCAGGCGGACAUGAUCAACUACAAGGGCACGGGGAUGUCCGUCAUGGAGAUGUCCCACCGCGGGAAGGACUUCAUGAAGAUCGCGGCCGAGGCGGAGGCGGACCUCCGCGAACUCGUGGGGAUCCCGGACAACUACAAGGUCCUCUUCCUUCAAGGCGGCGCGUCGUCGCAGUUCGCGGCGAUCCCGAUGAACCUCGCCCCGAAGGGCGGCGUCGCGGACUUCGUCGUCACCGGCGCGUGGGGUAAAAAAGCGUUCGCGGAGGCGAAGAAAUACGUGGACGUCAACCUCGCCGCGACGUCCGCGGACUCCAACUUCUCCACGAUUCCCCCGGUCUCGGAGUGGAAGCUCACCCCUGGGGCGAAGUUCGUGCACAUCUGCAGCAACGAGACGAUCGGCGGCGUGGAGUUCAAGGACGUUCCGGACGUCGGCGACGUCCCGCUCGUCGCGGACAUGUCGAGCAACUACCUCAGCAAACCCAUCGACGUGAAAAAAUACGGCGUCAUCUACGGCGGCGUCCAGAAGAACAUCGGCCCCGCCGGCAUGGCGAUCGUCAUCGUCCGCGACGACCUCAUCGGCGAAGUCGCCGACGCGUGCCCGACGAUGUUCGACUACCAGCUCAUGGCGGACAACGAGAGCAUGUACAACACGCCGCCGUGCUGGACCAUGUACACCUCCGGGCUGGUCUUCAAGAAGCUUCUCAAGAUGGGCGGACUGGAGGCGGUCGAGAAGAUGAACAUCGAGAAGGCGGCGAUGCUGUACGACGCGAUCGACGGGAGCGACGGGUACUACGUCUCCCCCGUGGAUAAGAAGUACCGCUCGCUCAUGAACGUGCCGUUCACCCUCGGCGGCGGGGAAGACCUCGAGAAGAAGUUUUUGAAGGAGGCCAACGCCGCGGGGCUGGAGUCGCUGAAGGGGCACCGCUCCGUCGGCGGCGCGCGCGCGUCCAUCUACAACGCGAUGCCGAUGGAGGGCGUCAAGACGCUCGUCGAUUUCAUGGCCGAGUUCAAGAAGAACAAC
Messenger RNA from Micromonas pusilla CCMP1545, 1071 nucleotides. RefSeq lists its product as uncharacterized. The annotation marks the transcript as partial. Gene Ontology annotation, biological process: L-serine biosynthetic process. The record is from RefSeq and is a predicted model, not a curated record. Gene Ontology annotation, cellular component: cytoplasm; chloroplast stroma. The transcript is spliced from 2 exons. Gene Ontology annotation, molecular function: pyridoxal phosphate binding; O-phospho-L-serine:2-oxoglutarate transaminase activity. NCBI's taxonomy places the organism in Eukaryota, Viridiplantae, Chlorophyta, Mamiellophyceae, Mamiellales, Mamiellaceae.